AUGAACGGCCACACCGAACACAUCAAUGGCGACGCAACGGCACUCGACCUGACCGUACUCGGAUUGAACAGUGGAACGAGUAUGGACGGUAUCGACUGUGCGCUUUGCAGAUUCCGCCAGACCAGUCCAGAGGCACCGAUGCACUUUGAACUUCUCAAGUAUGGAGAAAUUCCACUGGAGCAGAAGAUCAAGAAGAGGGUUAUGAAUAUGAUUUACCAUAACCGCACGACACCUGAGGAGUUGUCCGAAGUCAAUGUCUUGUUAGGAAACACCUUUGCCGAUGCGGUCAAGGAGUUUUGCAAGGAGCAAGAUGUUUUCAUCAACAGUAUCGAUGUGAUUGGCUCGCAUGGCCAGACGAUCUGGCUACUUAGUAUGCCCGAGGCAGGUCAGACGAAGAGUGCAUUGACCAUGGCUGAGGGAACCUUCAUCGCUGCACAAACUGGCAUCACCACAGUCACAGACUUCCGCGUCAGUGAUCAAGCUGCCGGUCGUCAGGGAGCUCCUCUGAUCGCCUUCUUCGAUGCUCUCCUUCUACACCACCCCACGAAGCUGCGUGCUUGUCAGAACAUCGGCGGUAUCGCCAACGUCUGCUUCAUCCCACCCGACAAUGCUGGAGGUAUCGACCAGUGCUUUGACUUCGACACUGGCCCGGGCAAUGUCUUCAUCGACGCCGUCGUACGUCACUACACCAACGGCAAGCAGGAAUAUGACAAAGACGGUGCCAUGGGCAAGCGCGGAACCGUGAACCAAGAGCUGGUAGAUGAGUUCCUGAUGUUCAAAUACUUCAAGCUCGAUCCCCCAAAGACGACUGGCAGAGAAGUGUUCCGAGACGCCGUGGCCCACGAGUUGAUCGAAAAGGCCGAAAAGCUGGGAAUGUCACAGGAUGAUGUUGUUGCGACCGUGACGCGCAUCACUGCACAGGCUAUAGUGGACCACUACCGUCGAUACGCACCAUCACAAGACAUUGAUGAAAUAUUUAUGUGUGGUGGCGGUGCUUACAACCCGAACAUCACCGCGUACAUUCAGAAGAGCUAUCCAAACACCAAGAUCUUCAUGCUGGACGAUGCAGGUGUGCCGGCUGGUGCAAAAGAAGCCAUCACGUUUGCAUGGCAAGCCAUGGAAGCAGUUGUUGGUCGUUCGAUACCUGUUCCUGACCGCGUGGAGACAAGGCAAGAGUAUGUCCUUGGAAAGGUGGCUCCCGGAAAGAAUUACAGGACAGUCAUGAAGCAAGGCAUGAUGUUUGGAGAUGGUGAGAGAUUGCCGCCGGUGAAGGAGAUGGUCAACUAUGUCAAUGGCAACCUGUUUGAUAAUAAAUGGGAGUAG
Molecule: messenger RNA, 1323 nt
Organism: Aureobasidium vineae
Lineage: Eukaryota; Fungi; Ascomycota; Dothideomycetes; Dothideales; Saccotheciaceae
Source: the annotation of a GenBank genome assembly